GGGGGCCGUGCCGCCGCCUCCCCUCAGCGCGGGCGGCGGCACCGGUGCCCACGGAGCUCCUCGCCCGCCACUGGCAGCACAUGAAAAGGUUCGAAGGAGCUAUUUCCCUCUAUUGGCUCAUCUUCACAGUGCCUCUCUGCCAUUCUGCUUCCUCCUUAUACUCCUCAAAUGAAGAUGAGUAGCCUGCUGCAAAUAUGACAUCUCUGACUAGUGUCAUUGCCUCCCACCAGUCUGAGUGGGUGUCCUUCACUGAUGAUCUGCUCCUCCCUGUUAACCCUCGAGGUAGCACUGAGAAGCCUCCAGAGAAAUGCUUUUCUUCUUCAGACACCUCCUCAGAAGAGAACCACAAUGCAGAUGGAGAAUUUCAAGACCUUUUCCACACAGAGCUGGAAGAUGCAGCUGACCAACCCAAGGUGAAUUCUGCUGUGCUUGGGAACCACGUGUGUCCCAGCACUGAUCUGUCAUCAUCCAUCAGUGCGUGGGUUCAGUUUGAAGAUGCACCAUGGACCAACACUCCAUCGACCCACCCCCAAGAAGGGUCCCCAUCAAAAGCACCCAGCUGGACUUCUCCCUCCUCCAACUCUUCGGAGAGGCAAGCACGUGCUUCAGAGAGCAGCUGGACAACCAACUCAGAGGACACCAGCAGCCCAAGCAUUGCUCCCUCCUACACAGAUCUGCAGUCUAUUAAUACUGAGGACUUGACCAGUGGUGGAACGUCUGCAGCAGACUCAGCUGACAAUUCCUCAUCUCUCCAGGAAGAUGAAGAGAUAGAUAUGGAGGCUGUCAACUGGCAGCUGAACACCACCUCCAUGAAUGGACAUUCAUCUACCCCAACCACCGUUCGCUUUCCCAGCUGGGUGACUUUUGAUGACAACGAAGUCAGUUUUUCAGCACAGAACCUUCCUCCCUUGAAAACAGGCACCCCACCUGCAGAAACACAGAUUCCAGAUGUUAACUUCAACAUCACUACAUCCUUCAAGAAAAGAGAACGUCCUAAAAGCACAUUGGGAGAUCUCUCCAGAAUUCAAAAACUAGAUCUCUCAUCCUUAACAAAAUUGCCUUCUGUUGAAACACCACCAUGGAGUGCUACAAAUCCCUUCCUGGAUGAAUCUCUGCGAGAUGUCCAACCCUCACCCAUCAAUCCAUUCAGCUCAUUCUUUGAGGAGCGGGACAGGCGUUCCAAAAGCUCUUCUGUCUCCACUGCUCAGUGCAAAAGCCAAAGAGAUUCUCUCAUUAUUCUCCAUCAAGAGCCUGAUACCAUCAAUUUCCAUGAGGCAAACAAAAGCAUAAGCCACACAGAUGCUGUAGAGCAGCUCAAGCAACUCCAGAUUGGAGACCCAGAUCGUGUGAGCAGCCCUACCUUGCCUGAUGAUGACCCUACAAUGCCAUAUGAUCUGGACGCAGCCUUAUUUAACCUGGCACCAGCUCAGCCAAAGGAGGGAUGGCCAAUGAUGCUCAGGAUCCCAGAGAAGAAGAAUAUUAUGUCAUCCAGGCAUUGGGGACCAAUAUACGUCAAGCUGACUGACAGUGGGUAUAUUCAGCUUUUUUAUGAGAAGGGACUGGAGAAACCUUUCCGGGAAUUCAAACUUGAAAUCAAUCAUGAGAUUUCCGAGCGCAAACUGCAGAACUAUGAUGAGAACGGGAGGAUACACAGUGUGCGCUUGGACCGAACCACCUACAAGGAGAAGAAGAAGUAUCAGCCUAAGCCAGCCAUCGCUCACACGGCAGAGAGAGAACAAAUUAUCAAGCUUGGGACUACAGAUUACAAAGAUUUUCUUAGCUUCAUCAAUGCUGUGCAAGACACACUGAUGAACUUGCCAGCCUCAACAGAUCUGAGCACAGUGGGACUAAACUAUCAAGAAGAAGAAAUCACGGUUGAUGUCAGGGAUGAGUUUCACGGCAUCUUGGCCAAAGGAGACGGUGUGAUUCUCCAGCACAGUGUGCUAACUCAUAUCUAUGUUCUCAGCUUCCUGUCUGGCCUGGCAGAAUGCAGACUGGGUCUUAAUGAUAUCCUAAUCAAAGGGAAUGAAAUAGUUGCAAGGCAGGAUAUUAUGCCCACUACUACCACUAAGUGGAUUAAAUUAUACGGCUGUCAGUUCCAUUCAUGUGUGGAUGAGGAUAUGUUUAAUAACUCCCGUAUUAUCCUAUUCAACCCUUUGGAUGCCUGCCGGUUUGAACUGAUGCGAUUCAGAACUGUCUUUGCUGAGAAAACUUUGCCUUUUACCCUGAGGACAGCUGCCAGCAUCAAUGGUGCUGAGGUGGAGGUGCAGAGCUGGCUGAUGAUGUCCACCGGGUUCUCUUCCAACCGUGACCCUUUAACUCAGGUCCCUUGUGAAAACAUCAUGAUCCGCUACCCGGUGCCAAACGAGUGGGUGAAGAACUUCCGCAGGGAGAGCGUCCUGGGGGAGAAAUCUUUGAAAGCCAAGGUGAACAAAGGGGCCACUUUUGCUUCCACCAGUCUGUCUGGUUCUGAGCCAGUAAUGAGAGUAACUUUGGGAACUGCCAAAUAUGAGCAUGCCUUUAAUUCCAUUGUAUGGAGGAUAAACCGACUGCCUGACAAAAACUCGGCUUCUGGUCAUCCUCACUGCUUCUUCUGCCACCUAGAGCUUGGCUCUGACCGGGAAGUGCCUUCCAGCUUCGUCCGCUACGUGGAUGUGGAGUUUGACAUGCCCACUACGUCUGCAUCCAAAGCCGCUGUUCGCUCCAUCUCUGUCGAGGAUAAGACUGACGUGAGGAAGUGGAUCAACUAUUCAGCACACUACAGUUACAAGGUUGAAAUAGAGCAGAAAAAAAGCUUGAAUGAGGAUCUGAAGGGAGAAGAUACUGCAAAUGUCAAUCAAUGUGCCACGCAGUGAAGGAAGAUCGGUCUGCAAGUCCCAAGAGGGGUGGUCAAAUUAACAGACCUGAAAGAAAGGACUUGAAGGGUUUUGGUAUUUUUCUUUUAAAAAUACGGAGGACUACUUUAAAAGUAAUGCUCUGAAGAGUAUUAUUUUUCCUUGUGAUGAUCCAUACUUUGAGAUGAAGCAGACCAGUGGGCUUUUACUGGAACAAUUUAAGUACAGUUGACGUAUAGACAGAAUGACUCGUAUUGCAGUCAUGUCUGCCUUUUCUGCCUCUGCACCAUCUAGGUUUUACACUGAAGUAUGGUCUGGCCACCACCAAGGCCAAACCAGAAAGCAGCCUUUGUCUCCCUUACAAUUGUGCCCUCGUACAUUAACCAGUUUUUGUGUACCUGUUGAUUUGAUCAUUGGCAGAUUAACUUCCUUCUGAACUGCCAAAUAAAACCCAGAAAGCAUUGAGUGAAAAAUUCUGGAAAAUCUAAUUUCUGAAGUGAUCAACAGAGUGAAAACUCUGGGCAUCAUUCUGGAGAAUGAACAAACUCCGCAUCUUAAACAGCAACUGCUCAAACAGAGGGACUACAAACAGGACAGCUAAUUGUGUGGCUGUUCUUCUACUCACCCCUUCCUCUCUUAUCCCCUGGACAAGAACAUGUCAUUGUGCACAUUUUCUUGUGGUCUGCACAAGUUAGCAGAAAGCUUCUGCAGUUUCUUAAAAUUUUUGUUAGCCUGAGCUGUUCUGCUGUCUUGACUGAACGUGGUAAUGGCUGCUAGUAACAAGGAAUGUGUGUUACAGUAGAGGUGAAACAGGAGAGACUUUGCUAAGAUUAGGUCACUCCUGCCUAGAAAGAUAUUUAAGGGGAAAGUGUUUGGGUUUGAGGGUCUUUUAUAUGUUUUCUUGGAUGGGUAAGGUGGUUACUGAAAAUGUCAAAACACAACUACUUUAACAGACAAUGUUGUUUGCCUUCUGAAAAUCCCUGGAAGUCUGUCCAGCGCACUAUUACUGUCAUUUUCUAUCUUGAACCAACAAUAUGAGUAACAUGCAUCUUUAUAAACCCCCAACUGACUGGGACCCAAAAUCUCUUUUUGAAAACUAACAAGUUUCCAUCAUGGGAAAUUUUUUAUCUCCACUUAGAUGAAAGUAACAGCAACUCUUAAAACUUCUUUAUAAAUAAAAUGCACAAGGCAAAAAUCCCUCAUUCAUAUAUAGUUUCAGAGAAAAACAGCGUCCAAAGUACCCAUUUUUUGUAGUUGUUUCAAUGGUUUGCAUAAUAUUUUGUCUCAAGGUCAUCUUUAAUGUAAAAAAAGUAAUUUAUGAAAUCAUUUAUCUUUUGAAAGGUUACUGCUGACAUUAAAAUCGCACAUUUGGAAAGCCUUGACAAUGUAAUUUAAAAUCAUAAUGAAUUAAAAUGAAAGCUCUUUUAUAAAAUCAUUUUAUUUUACAUUUCAUUCAACAGAAAAUUGAUACACUCUUUUAUUCACUGCUUUCACAGUGACUCCUAUAAAAAUCACUACAGUGUUAACAUCCCAUAUAAAACAUGAGAUUAAUUACAGUGAGUCUAAAACUGGUAGCGGUAGAGUUUAAAACAAAUUAUAGGGAACAUGUUAAUGGCUUUCUAUAUGCACCUAAAUUUCAAGCCUACAUGAAACUAGUGAUACAUGUUUACACAGGCACACUGCUGUAAAUAUGUAAAGUCUCAGUCCUCCUAGGACUUCUUAAUAAUCAUGUAAUAUUCUAUUGCAUGUAGUCCUGCUGAAGCACAGGUUGCUCCCUGGAGCACACCAGUUAGUACUGAGCACUUGCAAUAUCUCUCUGCAAAUGGAAGGAUGUUGUUAACUUUUAUGAAGCAUUUUGAGAUCAGUGGAUUUAAAUUACUGAAGAAUUAUUAUGUACUAAACAAUAACUUAUAGAUUGUGAAAUAUAUACGAGAGCAUGGGCUUGACUUAGUGACUGAUUCUCCACUCUGUUACAAGCUGGCAGAGUUGCAUGGCAGCUCCUCUCUGUAAAAUUCAUUCUUCUUUUCAAAGGCUCUUUUCAAAGAACUUCUGAGUGUUGUUCCUGUUUUCCACUGCAUCUCCUAGUGUACAGUUUCUGAAAAGAACCAGCAAGAAAUGCAACCAAACCAAGCAGAAGGAGUGCCGAGAUGUUGCUGAGGAAGUGUGAGAAUGUUUUGUGAAAAGAACAGUGGGGAGAUUUCUUACUCUGAUCUGCAGGCUCGGUGUCUGAAUUUUUGCCUAUUGCUCCCAGCCCUUGAAAAGAUAAAUAAGCAACAGAAACAAAAUUCUGCUAUAUGCCUUAAAGAUGGGAGAAAAUCUAAUUUGAUCUAAUGUUAAUUUAUAUAUUUUUCCAUCUGCAUUGAAUUCUUAAACCAUUCAGUCUCUAUUACACACUAGCCACAGAAUACUUCAUAGAAUCAUAGAAUGGUAGGAUUGGAAGGGACCUUUAGAGAUCAUCUAGUCCAACUCCCCUGCAGAAGCAGGUUCACCUAGAUCAGGUCGCAUAGGAACAUGUGCAGGCGGGUCUGGAAGACCUCCAAGGAAGGAGACUCUACAACCCCCCUGGGCAGCCUGUGCCAGGGCUCACCUGAACAGUGAAAUAGUUUUUUCUUAUGUUUAAGUGGAACUUUCUGUAUUCCAGCUUCAUCCCAUUACCCCUUGUUCAUGCCCCAAAACUGAAAGAUUCAUAUAUUUGAGGAUUCUGGAUUUGCUUAAUCUACCUCUUCCUCACUGAUUCUGUAAUGAGUGAAAGAGUACAGGCCUGACUCUGAUCUCUCUUACACAGCUAGUUGUAUGACAGAAGUAUCUGUUCCAGUCCUCAUGGAGUUAUGCAGGAAAAACUGGAAAGUGUUCUGGUUUAUAAAAAAAGCUAUUUUAAUCCAUUCUAAUAUCUGGAGAAUAUUUUUCUAAUGUACCUGACACUGAAUUUUCAAGAGUUUAGGAUUAAUACCUCGACCAGAGUUUCAAAAGAUCUUACUUCCUAUUGAAGCACUAGAGUUAGUAGUGUGAUUUUUCAAAAAAGCACUAACAACCAAAACCUUUAGAAAAUCGAAUGUUGCUUUUUUUCAGUCCAGCACUGUUAUGAACACUGGGAUCCUAAGUGCCUUUUUUGAGGCUUCCACCGUUCUUGCUUGAUUAAAUAAUGACAAUUUUUCAGUGUUGGAUACUGUCACUUAUGAACUUUAUGUACAUGAACCAUGUACUGUACAUCUGUAGGGGUACAGCAAUCAUUUUUACCAGACUGUUGAUGGGAGUGAGGGAUAAAGUGUGGAAAAGUUUAGCUGAGAAGUUUGUCAGUUUUAGGGUAGCAGAGGUGAUUGAGAUACAAGCUAUGCCUAUAGUAAGGGUGAUUUUUACUGUUUUUUAUCUUGGGGGAAAAAAUCUCUUUGAAUAGUUUCAGUUCAUACUCUUCUUGAGAGACAGAUAAUCACUGCCCUUUGGCUUACUUGAAAGCUCAAACAGUCCAUGCAGGAAACGUGCCUUCAAGGUACGCACAUUUACUCCCUGAAGCUAGUCCCGCUUUCGGCCUUCUUUCUGCAUCAUGUUAUGGUUUUCAUUUUUGUACUGUGGUAAGACUUGAGGUAUUGCAGGGAAUUUUGCCUAGAAAAAUAAAACGGUCUUUGAUCACAAGGCGUAAAGAUGAAUAACAUCUCUGAGCAGCUGAGCUUGUUUUAGUGAAUGCCUCAUACAUUUAUUAACUAUGGACCUGUGUCUAGUGAAGGAAAAUGAGCAAAUUCAGCUGAGAAAUACUGUAACUGACUGAUGUUAUUUUUGCCUUUAUUUUAUUUAGACUCAAAUUUAGUCGUCCUAUGAAGGAGACAGAUUUUAGGUUCUUCAUUGUAGCAGUAUCAUAAAAAACACUGCAGAAAUAAUUUACCUUUUGUGGUGGGUUGCUGGCUGACAUAUUUAUUUGACAGGACAUCCAAAACUUGUUGGUUUACCUGUCCAAGUGACUUGGUAGAUACUAAAGCUCCCUCUUGGUCAUUCACCUCCUUGGGCAGAGAGCAGUUGCAUGCAAAAGAGCAUGAAAUCAAGAGGAAAAGGCAUACAGAGGUGAGCCUGGAGGUACUUACCCUGUUGCUUGCGUGAAAUUCUGAGUGAUUUCCUUGGCCCUUGAAUGCAUAAAACACUAAUUAAGCCCUUGACAGGUCACCUCUGUUCCAGAGGGUGAAAAAUUCCUUUCAAUGACUGUUAGCAGCUUGUGUUUAUAGCUGUAUUCAUAUCCAGAACUGGCCAGCACAAGAAUUUGCAGCACACACAGAUCACUUAUGGAUGAAGUGCCACUGAAGUGAAAAUGGUAUCAUGAGUUAUCUGCGAUAGGAAAUUCUGUGUGAUUACAGGCAGAGCUGUUUCUAGCCUUCAUGUUUUGUUCAGCCACCCACCCACCCA
Colius striatus (speckled mousebird) is the source of this 7223-nucleotide messenger RNA. RefSeq names its product stonin 2 (gene STON2). NCBI's taxonomy places the organism in Eukaryota, Metazoa, Chordata, Aves, Coliiformes, Coliidae. The coding region runs from base 195 to 2855 and encodes 886 amino acids. Gene Ontology annotation, biological process: regulation of endocytosis; clathrin-dependent endocytosis; synaptic vesicle endocytosis. The transcript is spliced from 7 exons. Gene Ontology annotation, molecular function: clathrin-cargo adaptor activity. The record is from RefSeq and is a predicted model, not a curated record. Gene Ontology annotation, cellular component: AP-2 adaptor complex; synaptic vesicle.